GGUCUGCAUAGAGUCAAAAGAUACUCACUUGAACACAACACGAGAGACUUACUGCCCACAGGAGCAGCGAAGCACACUCAUUUGGAGCUCUUCAAGAAGAGAAGACAAGCUCAGUGAAACAUUUGACGACUAUCUGCAAGAACUGACAGAAGACAAGAUUCUACUCAAGAUGCCUGAGAACGCUGGACACGUUAUGGAGGAGGAAGUGGAGACCUUUGCCUUCCAGGCUGAGAUUGCUCAGCUUAUGUCCCUUAUUAUCAACACUUUCUAUUCAAACAAAGAGAUCUUCCUUAGAGAGCUCAUCUCCAACUCCUCAGAUGCUUUGGACAAAAUCAGAUAUGAAAGCUUGACAGACCCCAGCAGACUUGACUCCUGCAAGGAGCUGAAGAUUGAAAUCAGACCUGACCUGCACGCUCGCACCCUAACCCUGAUUGACACAGGUAUUGGCAUGACCAAGGCUGACCUGAUCAAUAACCUGGGCACAAUCGCUAAAUCUGGCACCAAGGCUUUCAUGGAGGCUCUGCAGGCUGGAGCCGACAUCUCCAUGAUCGGUCAGUUUGGUGUGGGUUUCUACUCUGCCUACCUGGUGGCCGAGAAGGUGACAGUCGUCACCAAGCACAACGAUGACGAGCAGUACAUCUGGGAGUCUGCAGCUGGAGGCUCAUUCACAGUCAAACCUGAUACCGGAGAGUCCAUUGGCAGAGGCACGAAAGUGAUCCUUCAUCUUAAGGAAGAUCAGACAGAAUACUGUGAGGAGAAGCGCAUCAAAGAAGUUGUGAAGAAGCACUCACAGUUCAUUGGCUACCCUAUUACACUUUAUGUGGAGAAGACAAGGGAGAAGGAAGUGGACCUUGAGGAGGGAGAAAAGGAAGAGGAAGUUGACAAAGAUGCUGCUGAGAAUAAGGACAAGCCAAAGAUUGAGGAUGUUGGCUCUGAUGAGGAUGAGGACACAAAGGACGGCAAGAACAAGAGGAAGAAGAAGGUCAAGGAAAAGUACAUCGAUGCUCAGGAGCUGAACAAGACCAAGCCCAUCUGGACACGUAACCCAGACGACAUCACCAAUGAAGAAUACGGAGAGUUCUAUAAGAGUCUCACAAAUGACUGGGAGGACCACCUGGCUGUCAAGCAUUUCUCAGUGGAGGGUCAGCUGGAGUUCCGCGCCUUGCUCUUUGUACCCAGAAGAGCUGCAUUUGACCUCUUUGAAAACAAGAAAAAGAGAAACAACAUUAAGCUUUAUGUGCGCAGGGUCUUCAUCAUGGACAACUGUGAGGAGCUGAUUCCAGAGUACCUCAAUUUCAUCAAGGGUGUGGUGGACUCUGAGGAUCUGCCGCUGAACAUCUCCAGAGAGAUGCUGCAGCAGAGCAAGAUCCUGAAGGUCAUCCGCAAGAACCUGGUCAAGAAGUGCCUGGAGCUUUUCACUGAACUGGCUGAGGACAAGGACAACUACAAAAAAUACUACGAGCAGUUCUCCAAGAACAUUAAGCUUGGCAUCCAUGAGGAUUCACAAAACAGGAAGAAGUUGUCUGAGCUGCUGCGCUACUACACCUCAGCCUCUGGGGAUGAGAUGGUUUCCCUGAAGGACUAUGUUUCUCGCAUGAAGGACAACCAGAAACACAUCUACUACAUCACAGGUGAAACCAAAGACCAGGUGGCUAACUCUGCUUUUGUGGAGCGCCUUCGCAAAGCUGGCCUGGAGGUCAUUUACAUGAUUGAGCCCAUCGAUGAAUACUGUGUCCAGCAGCUGAAGGAAUAUGAUGGCAAGAACCUGGUUUCAGUGACUAAAGAAGGCCUGGAGUUGCCUGAGGAUGAGGAUGAGAAGAAAAAGCAGGAAGAGCUCAAAAAUAAGUUUGAGAACCUUUGCAAGAUUAUGAAGGACAUCCUCGACAAAAAGAUUGAAAAGGUUGUAGUCUCCAACCGCCUGGUCUCUUCCCCCUGCUGCAUCGUUACCAGCACCUACGGCUGGACAGCCAACAUGGAGAGGAUCAUGAAGUCUCAGGCCCUGAGAGAUAACUCCACCAUGGGCUACAUGACAGCUAAGAAGCACCUUGAGAUCAACCCCCUGCAUCCAAUCAUUGAGACCUUGAGGGAUAAGGCAGAGGCUGACAAGAAUGAUAAGGCUGUUAAGGACCUGGUCAUCCUCCUGUUCGAGACUGCCCUGCUGUCUUCAGGAUUCACACUGGAGGACCCACAGACACAUGCCAACCGCAUCUACAGAAUGAUCAAGCUUGGUCUUGGUAUCGAUGAUGAUGAUUCUGCAGUUGAAGACCUCAUUCAGCCUGCUGAUGAGGACAUGCCAGUCUUGGAAGGUGAUGACGACACAUCAAGAAUGGAGGAAGUUGACUAAAAAUGCCCAGUUGACCCUUUCCUGCUUUCUUAAUUUUUAUUUUUGUAAGAUAUAUUGCUUCUUCAAACAGACAUUUCAUUCUAACACAGCUCCCAUUUCUUAAGCAGUAUUAACUAGUCAGUACAAGUUAAUUAAUGGAAUUAAUGUAGACCACAAUGUGGUUUAGUCAACAUUAUAUUAGCUGCUUAAAUAAAACUACUAGCAAUCAUUAAGAUUAACAUAAAGUCACUGGGAAUUUGACUUCUUUUUGUAACUAUUACAUUUUUUAUGAAAUGCAUUAAAAUUUGUAAUAAAAUGUAUUCAUAAAUAAGA
Toxotes jaculatrix (banded archerfish) is the source of this 2656-nucleotide messenger RNA. RefSeq names its product heat shock protein 90, alpha (cytosolic), class A member 1, tandem duplicate 1 (gene hsp90aa1.1). The transcript has 11 exons. Bases 170 to 2344 code for a protein of 724 amino acids. Gene Ontology annotation, molecular function: ATP-dependent protein folding chaperone; ATP hydrolysis activity; ATP binding. Gene Ontology annotation, biological process: cellular response to heat; protein stabilization; protein folding. Gene Ontology annotation, cellular component: myelin sheath; cytosol; protein-containing complex. NCBI's taxonomy places the organism in Eukaryota, Metazoa, Chordata, Actinopteri, Toxotidae. The record is from RefSeq and is a predicted model, not a curated record.